This is a messenger RNA of Acanthopagrus latus (yellowfin seabream), 2520 nucleotides long. RefSeq names its product COMM domain containing 6 (gene commd6). Lineage: Eukaryota; Metazoa; Chordata; Actinopteri; Spariformes; Sparidae. The record is from RefSeq and is a predicted model, not a curated record. Gene Ontology annotation, molecular function: NF-kappaB binding. Bases 262 to 861 code for a protein of 199 amino acids. The transcript has 7 exons.
AAGAACACGACGAAGCACAAACCGAAGAAGAAGAAGGCUUCACUCAGGAUGAGGAGUUAUUAGCCCAUAAACUAGCUUAAUUUGACACUCGUUGGUUGUGUGUGGUUUUUUUUUGUCUGUUUUUUUUUUUUUAAAGAAUACUACCAGUAAUACAUUAAUUGGUCGAUAAAGGGAUAUUAAAGGUCAAAAAACGAAUCUACAACUAUCACUUGGUACAUCACUGCUCCCGCUGUUGAAGCUGCAGCCUGGUUACCAGAGAAGAUGCCAGCAGCGGAAGACUGUCACGGUGUCAACAAAGUCGUGGACAACAUCAGCAGGCUUUCUCCAGAUCUGCUAGCUGAUGCAUGUCAGCACAUUCUGACCUAUCUUCAAGGGCAGACUAGAGGAGUAGAUUCAGCUGAAAUUUCUGAUAGUGUUCAGAGAGCUGGAGUCAGACUUUACACUGAGGCUCUACAGAAUGUUAUCAGAUUUCUCUUGUUAACUUUCAGGUCAGCUGGGAAGAGCAACCUCUCUGCAGAUGACCUUGUGUCAAGGCUAGAAGAAGGCAGCAACAAGUGGCCCAAAGCUUCCCUUCAGGUGUUGCACAGGUUGUGGAGUGAACACGGUGCUUCAGUCCAUGCCCAGCAGAAACUCCAGGCCACGCUCAGCAUCAGCCAGUUAGUGGACAUGCAGUGGAAGCUCGGCAUGGCAGUGAGCUCCGACAUCUGCCGAUCUCUCAACUCACCAUAUGUGUCACUGCUGCUGAAGGUCGUAGAGCCCUCCGGACAGAUUUGUCAGAAGUCUUUUGAGUUGACUGUUCCACAGUUCCAGAACUUUCACAAGCAGUUCAAGGAGAUGGCAGCUGUUAUGGAGACUGUAUGAUGGUUCCAAGGACACCUAAGUGUUUGUUGCAGUGACACCCCUGUUUACACGUUACCACCGGAAGAACGGCUUUUUUACACAGCUGUUUGUCUGCUGGCUGUCCGGGAAUGUGGAUACAAAGGACUGCAAAUGUCAAUUUUUUCGGCUUUGCAUUGCACUUCUAUUUUUCCACAGACUCCUAAACUCCUAAAUGAUUUACUUUUUGUAUCUCCAAUUGUUAAAGAAAAGCUUGUCAUCACUUUGAAUGUUGUACUUACUCCCGUCAAGCAAAGUAAAGACAUCAUGAAGUUAAGUACAUGUAUUGUACACCCUGUUGCCAGUUUUGUCAGGUACAACUAAAACUCCCUGUAAGCACAAUUACAGAAAUAAGCAUGUGCAUUCUUUCGACCGAUUUAUAAAGCUGUGCACCUGUUUUGGAAAUCUCAGUUGUUGUGGAAACAGAUGCACGUGCACAAGCUUCAUUUCCACUCCCACAUUUAUCCAUAAAUAGUUGUAGGAACGGCCUUUAACAUCCAUCUGUAUGUCAUUACUUCUGUCUGCUCCGACACUCGCCUGUCAGUGAGACGAACGGCAAGGAAGAAAAAGUACAACUGAUUGCAUCACAUCCGUGAGGUUCUCCAACAGCCUCUUAACAGCUGUCGCAAGGCUCGACCUUUUCACUCGUCUUUGGUUAUUUAUAGCAGCCGAACACAUAACUGAACCAUCAUCGCGGUGAUAUCUCAGUAAUCAUUAUUUAACGUCAGAAGAUGAUUAUGAUUAAUCUAUAUAGCUCAUGUUGAAACAGACUGAAAUUCAGGACCGAAUGGAAAGAUCUUUAACAGGGAGGUGAUGCCUCCACUGUAAUAAAAAAGAUUGAAAAAAAUCAUUGCAGGUAAAUAAUUAACGUUAUUUCAUUUGCAUUUUAAUAAAGGCUUUAUAGUCUGCAAAAUGUAUGCUGGUCUGACGUCUGUGUAAAUAGCAGUUUCUGUGGGGGAAAAGAUGGCUUUCCUGCAUAAACAUAGUUAAUAAUACUAAAACCUUUCAUGAAAGUUCUGAUGUGAACACUGCUCAAAGUAAGAUGUUGCUUCAGCUCUGUGGACAUGUUCAGUGACUUAGUUUGUGGUGCUGUUGCACUGUAUCACAUCAUACAGAGAGGUGUUUCAGCAUUUAAGCCUCCUUGCACUUGCUGACAUAAAUGUGGUGGACGAAAUAAUAGAAACACCUGGCAGUAAUCAUGCAAUGCAAUCCAAUAGCAACGCAAACUGCAGAAUAUCAGCCUUUUAUAACCAUCAUGAAUUAUUUAGGUUGUUUUGUUGUGUUCGACUGCAUCAGUUUUGUAUCAGCCAUAGUUGUGCUUCAUUUGUUACUGUAUGCCAAACAAUUAAAUGGUUGAAAUUACUCAUGGUUUGCAUUAAACUUCAGUUUGCCAUUGGUCUUGCACUUGUGCUGUACCUCAUGUUGCUGUAUCUUAUCCAUCAACGGUUAGAGAUUGCGAUUACCCCAAUAUAGAACAUCCUGUAUGCUGUACGGUUUUAGUCAGUGGCUAACAUUCCCUGUAUUUCCAUAGACCUCAUGCUGUCUGUUUAUUUCUAAGUGAUGUAGAUUUUCUGCUGCUGUUUGUGUUUUCUACUUCAAAUUGUCCUCACUUGGAUGCCAUUUAACAGCCACGCAAUAAAUCAU